Ostreococcus lucimarinus CCE9901 is the source of this 2405-nucleotide messenger RNA. RefSeq names its product F-ATPase family transporter: protons (chloroplast). Gene Ontology annotation, molecular function: proton-transporting ATP synthase activity, rotational mechanism. The transcript has 2 exons. NCBI's taxonomy places the organism in Eukaryota, Viridiplantae, Chlorophyta, Mamiellophyceae, Mamiellales, Bathycoccaceae. The record is from RefSeq and is a predicted model, not a curated record. Gene Ontology annotation, cellular component: chloroplast thylakoid membrane. Gene Ontology annotation, biological process: proton motive force-driven ATP synthesis. Bases 15 to 1112 code for a protein of 365 amino acids.
GAACGAUCGACUCGAUGUCCGCCGUCGCCCACACGUCGCUCGCCAUGAGCAAGGCCACCGCCGUGCGCGGUGCGUCCGUGAAACGGUCCACCGCCGCGCAGCGCGCGACGGCGCCGCAGCGAUCCCUCGUGAUUCGCAACGCGAGCCCGAAGGAAAUGCGCGACCGCAUCGCGUCGGUCGGUAACACGAAGAAGAUCACCGAUGCGAUGAAGCUCGUCGCGGCGGCGAAGGUGCGCAAGGCGCAAGACGCCGUCAUUGGCGCGCGCCCGUUCUCUGAGUCUUUGGUCAAGGUUUUGUUCGCCAUCAACAGCCGAUUGGCUGGUGAGGAUGUGGACGUGCCGUUGACGAAGAUGCGCCCGGUGAAGACGGCGAUGCUCGUCGUCUGCACGGGUGAUCGUGGUUUGUGCGGGGGGUUCAACAACUUCAUUAUUCGCAAGACGGAGCAGCGCGUGGCGGAGCUCAAGGCGCAAGGCGUUGAAUGCAAGCUCAUCACCGUCGGUAAGAAGGGUGGUGUGUACUUCAACCGUCGCAAGGAGCAAUACAACUUGGUCAAGCGCUUCGACAUGGGUCAAGCGCCGUCCACGCAAGACGCGCAAACCAUCGCCGACGAAAUCUUCGCCGAGUUCACCUCGGAGGAAGUCGACAAGGUCGAGAUGAUUUACUCCCGAUUCGUUUCCCUCAUCGCUGCGGAGCCGACCGUGCAAACCAUUUUGCCGCUCUCCAAGGAAGGUGAGGUGUGCAACGUUGACGGUGUUUGCAUUGACGCGGCGAACGAUGAAAUCUUCAAGCUCACGACUGAAGAUGGCAAGUUCGCCGUCAAGCGCGAAGCGUCUGACACGGAGGUUUCUGAGUUUGAGGGUGUCAUGCAGUUCGAGCAAGACCCGAACCAAAUUCUUGAUGCCCUCAUGCCGCUGUACAUGAACUCCCAAAUCCUCCGUGCGCUCCAAGAGUCUCUCGCCUCUGAGCUCGCGGCGCGCAUGAACGCGAUGUCCACCGCCUCGGACAACGCCAAGGAGCUCAAGAAGACCUUGUCUUUGGUUUACAACCGCGCUCGCCAAGCGAAGAUUACCUCGGAAAUUAUCGAGCUCGUCGCCGGUGCCUCCGCCGCGUAAGCCACCGACCAUUCAUUUCCUUAGAAGGGAUUGUUUGUUUCGUUCGCCGGUUUCCGCGCGCGCGAACGCACUAGAAGCGCCUGUCUGCGCCCGAUUUCUCACGCGCGCCGCCGCGGCGCGAGCGUCCAUCGCCUCGAUCAUCGCUCGCGCCCGACGCGUCUGUCGAAUCAGUCGCGCGACACUUAGCACAUAAUCACUAUUGCAAUCAGCAGUUUGAACCAACUCUGAAUCCUCGCCUUCGCAGUCAAAAUAAGUGCGACCGACCGCCGAUCGGCACGUUACGAUCGAGCCCUCUCGCUCGAUCGCCACACGGUGCCUCGCAUCGCUCGACCGCGCGCGUCGUCGCGAAUCACCAACAAUGCGCGCCAGCGUCGACGCCGCGCGCGCUCGCGCGCCGACGCCAUCGCGCGCGCGGCGCGGCGGCGACCGCAAACGUCGAACACCUCCGGUGACGAUUCUCGCCGCCGCGCGCGGUAACGUCCGCGUCGACGCCAUGGCGAUCGGCGGUGGACACACCCAUCAUCAUAAUCACCACCACGACCACGGACACGGGUGGUUCAAGUCGCGCGCGGCGCGCGAUUUGGAGAAGUGGCACAAGACGCAAGAGGGACGCGCGGCGUUGGAAUUGGCGGAUCGAGAGACGCGCGGCGCGGCGUCGACGAAGGCGCUCCAGAUGGUGAAAGAUCACGUCGCGAACGAAGCGCCGAAACCGGAUACGCUGGUGCACCACGCGCAGCCGCAUGAAAUCGACCAGACGACGCGAUGGGUCAUCGCGACGUUUUUGAACCGGUUGAUUCACGUGCCGAUGAUGAAUCCGAUGACGGAACAAAUCAUCUGCGUCAAGGCGGUCGACUGCAUCGCUGACGCUAUCGAGCGCGAGCUGCGCCGCACUGGCGCGGGUCACUUUUUUAACGACGCCGUGGAGCACGAACGGCGAGGUGACCUCGAGGAGUGGUUGAACAACGUGUGCGACGAUUUGAACUUGGUCAUAGACGUGCCGAUGUUGGACGAAAGGCAAGAAUUUGAUUGUAUUCACGCCGUGAUGUCGAUCGUGACGCAUCAAUACUUGGAAGCAAAGAAGAGGGACGAAAAAGACAAUCCAAUCAAGCACAAGUGGAUUUUGCUUGUGAACAUGCUCGGCUAAACGAUGUGUGUAUGUAUGUGGCUGACGCACACGAAAGAUAGCUGUAAAAUAAGUUGAACCCACUAACCGGCGCGAGAAUUAGCGUGUAUUUAACCUAUGUGAUAUCACAUAGGUUAUUAUCAAUAAUAAGAGUGUCAUAAUCUACAUCC